Messenger RNA from Gadus macrocephalus (Pacific cod), 7368 nucleotides. Its product is annotated as protocadherin-15-like. Gene Ontology annotation, cellular component: plasma membrane; stereocilium. Gene Ontology annotation, biological process: homophilic cell-cell adhesion; sensory perception of sound; inner ear development. NCBI's taxonomy places the organism in Eukaryota, Metazoa, Chordata, Actinopteri, Gadiformes, Gadidae. The record is from RefSeq and is a predicted model, not a curated record. Gene Ontology annotation, molecular function: calcium ion binding.
GAAAAAGUGCUCCGCCUCUUGUUCACCCUCUCCCCGGGCAUUGGUGUUUACUUGCUCUGCUAUAGUUGAAUGAAUAUUUUAUAUUGGGGGAGGCUGUGAAAUUAUUUAGCGAUCCCCAAAUUGGAUUUGACGAAUGAUGCGAAUGAAACAGAUCCACGCAUUUGUCAAGUUGGCUUAAUUCGUGACACCAGUGUGAAUGCCGUCAAAAAUGCAGUUUUGUGUCCAAAUGAAAGGAAAGGAAAAACGAAUGCACGACCACGCGUCUUAAAUACAAAGCGCGCGUUUCUAGCCUACUUGGAUGGAUCAGACUUGCGGGACGGAGGUCGGUGGGAGACGCUUAGCCGGCUUCACCUUUACUGACCGUUGUAACGAGAUUAACCCUCCUCCACGCGUCAUGAGCGAUACAGUCUCUACCAAAGAAGCACAGAGACUUGGAGACUAGAGAGAGAGAGAGAGCAAGAGAGAGCGAGCGAAAGACGGGUGGAAGGAGACUCGUUGCGUCGCGCAGUGCCUACUCUCGGCGUUCCCGGCUUUGCCAUCAGCCCCACCGGAGUAAGGACGGUCGGGGAAGUAGUUCACAGCGAGCACCUCUCGUCUGCUUUUUUUUUUGACGUUGGGAUAAAAGACACGACAGGCGGUGGCGCGCCGCUGAGCUCCUGUGCAAGAUGCUGUAGCGACGUUGCGCGCCGGGUCUCUGUUGCUUCUCGGCCACUCACGGAUGGGAUUUAUGUACAGUGGAAACCCCGACAUGGUGGGCAGGCAGUAAGGCUUGACAGAAGAUGAGGCGGGGCUUGUGUCUCUUCUUCAGGUGGUGGCUGGGGACGGCCAUGACAGUCUUCUCUCUGCUAGCCUACAGCCGGGGCCAGAGUCCAGACGGCUGGCAGUUUGAGGAGUGUAAGCUGUCCCGCGGUGGGCCUCCCGCCACCAUCGUGACCAUCGAUGAAGAAAGCCCCAACGGUACCGUCCUGGUGGAGAACAUGCAGAUCAACGGCCGAACCAGGAACCCGGGCGGAACCAUCUCUCUGACCCUGCUGGACAACUACGACUACUGGGUGAUACUGGACGCGUCCCAGCAACGACUCUUCCUCAACAGCACUGGGAGGAUCCUGGACAGGGAUCCCCCCCACGACAUCACCACCAUCGUGGUCCGGGUCCAGUGCACCAACCUGCUGGUGGGGACGGUGAUCUUCCACGAGGUGCACAUCGUAGUGAGGGACCGCAACGACAACCCCCCCAUCUUCCGCCAGCCGCGCUAUUACAUAGCGGUGAACGAGCUCACUCCAAUCGGGACGAUCGUAUUCACCGGUUUCUCUGGAAGCAACGGCGCCACAGAUAUCGACGACGGGCCCAACGGACGGAUCGAAUACGGAGUACAGUACAACCCCAAUGACCCGGCGUCUAAUGGAACAGUUAGGGUGGCCAACACCCUCUCAGGACACAUCGUGCUAGCGGAGAGGCUGAACUACGAAGAGAGAACACGCUACCUCGUCAUCGUGGAGGCUAAUGACCGUGCGCCGUUCUUCCCCAACCGUCUCACGGCGACCACCACGCUGACGGUGGACGUGCUGGACGGGGACGACCUGGGGCCCAUGUUCCUGCCCUGCGUGCUCGUCAACAACACACAGGACUGCAACCCCCUCACCUACCGCGUCGCCAUCCCCGAGUUCACUGACCCCGGCAGGCUGAACCCACUGAACGUCACUCCUGCCAUACGAGCCGUGGACAUGGACCGAAACAUCCAGCCACCGUCCGACAGACCUGGCAUUCUCUACUUCAUCCUUGUCGGCCAUCCCAUGACGUACAAGGACUACUUCAGCCUGAACCAAACAACGGCAGAACUACGAGUCCUCCAGCCCGUCAACAGAGACCUCUAUCAGCGGUUCACCCUCAUCAUCAAGGCAGAGCAGGACAAUGGGCACCCUCUCCCCGUCUUCGCGGACCUCGUCAUCGAGAUCCUGGAUGAGAACAACCAGGCUCCGUAUUUCCAGCUGGUGGAGUACCAGGGCUACGUCAGCGAGUCCUCCCCCGUGGGCACCACCAUCUCGGCCGGCGCCAACCUCACCUCGCCCCUGGCCAUCGUCGCCCUGGACAAUGACAUCGAGGAGUCCACAGACCCGAUGCUGACCAUCACGCUGGACGCCUACACGGCUGUCUUCACACUCUCCGCCACGGGGAUAGAGCGCUUCCUGCUGCUCCUCCAACCCGUGGAUCGGGAGCGACAGAUGACCUACACGUUCAGGAUGGUGGCGUCAGAUGGCGUCCAGCGGAGCCAGCCAGUGAUUGUGAACAUCCUGGUGAUUGACGCCAACGACAACACGCCAGCCUUCGGCGAUGUGUCCUACAACAUCGAGGUGUUCACCAACUUUCAGCCCGGGGAGACGGUGCUACAGCUGUCCGCCGUGGAUGCGGACGAGGGCUCCAAUGGCCUGGUGACCUAUGAAAUCCUGGCAGGGGCCCAGGGGGACUUUGUGAUCAACAACCGUACGGGUCGCAUCACCGUGGCGACGGGCGUGGCCCUGGUUGUGGGCCGCUCCUACACCCUCACCGUCAGGGCGUCGGACAACGCCCCCGGGAUCCAGAGAAGGAGCUCUAUCACCACAGUGUAUAUUGAAGUGCUGCCGCCCAACAACCAGAGCCCCCCACGCUUCCCCCUCUUCAGCUACAGCGUGGAGGUCAGCGAGGCCAUGAGGCUGGGAGCCAUCCUGCUGAACCUCCAGGCGACAGACAGAGAGAAUGACCCAAUCACAUACCGCAUUGUGAGCGGGGACCCCGAGCAGAGAUUCAACCUCACAGAAACGAUCGGACUCCUCCUCCUGGACCAGCCCCUGGACAGAGAGACCACUGAUCGGUACCUCCUGAUCGUCACCGCCUCCGAUGGAAACCCCGGUGGGACGUCCACCACCACCGUGAGCAUCGUGGUCACGGAUGUCAACGACAACGACCCCUUCUUCGAUCCCACCCUGCCCACCAAUCUGACGGUCCGGGAGGAGCAGGCCGGCUUGUUUGUGGGACAAGUCAGGGCCACGGACCCCGACAAGGGCCAGAACGGCCAGGUGCGCUACCGCAUCGUCAACCACCCCGCCCUCUUCAGCGUCAGCGCCAACGGCAGCGUCUUCACGGCCGCGCCCCUGGACCGCGAGCUGACCGGCGAGUACGAGCUGGUGGUGGAGGCGUCUGACGGCGCGGUGGACCCCCGGCGCGCCACUGUCGUGCUGACGGUGCGGCUGGAGGACAUCGACGACAACAGCCCCGUGUUCUCCCAGCCGGCGUACGUGGUCAGCGUGCCCGAGAACAGCCCCGUGGGCACGGUGGUGCUGCAGCUCAGCGCCCUGGACGCGGACCUGUUUUCCAACAUCACGUUCCGCAUCAGGACGGGGUCGGCACGCCUGCUGUUUGCCGUGGACCCCAUCUCGGGCAACGUGUCCAUGCUGCAGACGCUGGACUUCGAGGACCUGGCCGCCAUGGGCAUGGGCACGUCCUACACCUUCCAGGUGGAGGCGGUGGACCAGGGGGGAGUCAUGCCCCCGGGACAGGCCACCGUGACGGUCCGCAUCACGGACAUGAAUGAUUUCUCUCCAGUCUUCACCCAGGCCUUGUACAGAGGCCUUGUGGCCCCUAACGCGGACAAAGGAACCGUUAUCACCACCGUGCUUGCUGAGGACCAAGACCCACCCGGCACUGCAGCCAGUUUUGUGCGCUAUCGGGUGGAUAUGGCGCUCUCACCUUACAGCGGUAGCAUCUUCGACGUGGAGGAGGAGUCUGGCCGGGUCAUCGCAAAAGUCAACCUCAACGAGGAACCCAGCACCGUCUUCCAGCUCUACGUGAUAGCCUUCGAUGACGGGGAACCUGUGAAACUCAACAGCACCCUGGUGGAGAUCACAGUGCUACAGCCCUCCCGGAUCCCCAUCUUCACCCAGGAGGACUACAGGUUUCCUCCGGUCGGUGAGCUGGCUCCCAUUGGAACGUCCGUGGGCACCAUCUUGGCAGCGGCUGUCGACCAAAUCAUCUUCUACUCCAUCGUGUCCGGAAAUGAACGCGGUCACUUCAUGGUGAAUAACCUGACAGGGGUGAUCUACACAGCCAGGAUGCUGGACUACGAGACUCUGACCAGCUACGUCCUCCGGGUGCAGGCUGACUCCAUGCUGGUGGUGAUGGCCAACUUCAGAGUGCCCUCCAAAUCCAACACGGCCAAGGUGUUCAUCGACGUCCACGACGAGAACGACCACCGGCCCGUCUUCACCCGCCGGCUCUACAUCGGCGGCGUGGCCGAGGACACCAAGACCUUCUCCUCCGUGCUGAAGAUAGUGGCCACCGACGCAGACACGGGGAACUUCAGCGCCAUGGCGUACCGGCUGAUCAUCCCGCCGGCCGAGGAGGGCGCCUCCCACGACAGCUUUGUGAUCGAGACGUACACGGGCGUCAUCAAGUCGGCCAUCAACUACCGCAACAUGCGCCGCUCCUACUUCCCCUUCAAGGUCAUCGCCACCGACGACUACGGCAACGGCCUCAGCAACAGCGCCGACGUGGUGGUUUCAGUGGUGAACGCGCUGGACAUGCAGAUCGUGGUCUCCAACGUCCCGUCCACUGUGGUGGAGGAGAACAGAGAGCAGCUGAUUAGCAUUCUGGAGCGCUAUGUCCAGGACCAGAUACCUGGCGCCAGGGUGAUCGUGGAAGCCAUCGGGCCCCGUCUCUACGGCGACGGCUUCGAGCUGGAGAACUACAGUGAGUCUGACCUCACGGUGUACGCCAUCGAUCCGCUCACCAACAGAGCCAUCUCCCGCCAGGAGCUCUUCAAGUUCCUGGACGGCAAGCUGCUGGACAUCAACAAGGAGUUCCAGCCCUACCUCGAGGGUGGCCGCGUCAUGGUGAUCCUCCCGGGCAUCGUGGCCAGCGUGAAGAAGGCCGCGCAGGCGGUGGCACACCGAGGGGCCCUGCUGGCCCUCGCCAUCAUCAUCAUCCUCUGCUGCAUCCCGGCCAUCCUCAUCGUCAUGGUCAGCUACAAGGAAUUCAAAGACCGCCAGGCAGAGUGUGCCAAGACCGCCAGGAUCCAGCAGGCCCUCCCUCCCGGGGCAAAAGCGCCCCCGCAGCCCUCCGCUGCCCCCCCAAGAACCACCAACCAGUACGAGGAGCUGGGCGAUAGCAGCAUGAGACGGGGUCGCGGGCGCCAGCAACAGCAGCUCUUGAGGCCUUCUCUGCUCAGACCUGAGGAUCUUUCUAUGGAGUCUGGCAUCGACCAAGGCCAGGACUACGCACAGGACUAUUAUAAUUACGACCAGGGGUACGACAUGCCACAGUAUGGCAGUCGCAGGAAGCUGAUACCUCCGACUUAUGAUGAGUACGGACAGGUCAUUAUGGAGGAUGACGGCUACUACUACUCCGAGGGCCGAGGCCGGGGUCGUGGCGGGAUGCCUGGUAGAGGUCCACCUAGGCGGGUUGGAUUUAGUGACUUGCCUCCCGAGGGUGGGAUCGAGCAGGCCGGGCCAUCUCAGGACGUUGAGCCUUCCAAGGCUGCCAAGAAGCUGAAGUCUAUCAUGAAACUCAGCAAACUACUGGCAGCCAGCAAGGGAGGAGCGAAGACAUCUGCUGCCGGAUCACCUGCCCGAUCACCGUGGAAGAAGGCCAAAAUGUUGAAGAUGUUUGGCGCAGGGAAGAAGGACAAGGAUUAUGCCAAGCUGAUGUCAGCGCGUCGCAUCGAUAGCCAGGAGAGCCUGGCUGGCGGCGGGCCGGCGGCCUUGGGACAAAUCGACACCAAGUCGGAUUCCCGAAGCCGCCUGGGCAAGGUGUUUAGGAAAAUCACCCUGGGCAAUAGGUUGCAACCUCGACCGAAGUCGGGCAGUGAGCUGGAUGAGGAGGGUUCGCAGGCGGCCAGCGAGGACGAGAGGAAGUCCAAGGUGUCCAUCAGCGUGACGGAGAGUGAGCCAGAGGCCAGCGGCAGCGGCAGUGCGAAGGAGAAGGGCUCAGACGAUGAGUCGUCAGAGAGAGGCAGCGAGGACAAGGACUACCUGAAGGUGGAUCUGGAUCGAGAUGAUGCCAACGAGAGCACUGUCGAUUCCGAAGAAGAGCCUGAGGAGUCUGGCGAUUCGGAUGAGGAGAGCAAGUCCGGGAAAGAGUCGGAUUCAGAGAAAGACUCGGAAUCAGAAAAGACAUCCGGUACAAAGGAAUCGGGAACAGAGAAAGAUUCUAGCGAGGAGAAAGAGUCAGGCACCGAGUCCGGAACAGGUACGGCUUCCGAGAAGGAUUCGAGUACAGAGAAGAGUUCAGGGACAGAAAAAGAAUCAGGUGAAGAGUCUGACGAGGAAGAGUCUGACACCUCAGGAUCCGGAUCCUCUGCUCGCUCAUCGAUGAAGUCCACUGCUACAGAUGCCAGCAAGAGCACUGGAGUUUCGGGGAGCAGCGAUGCCGGUAGUGGAAGUGGCAGUGGCAGUGGCAGUGGUAGUGGUAGUGGCAGUGGCAGUGGCAGUGGUAGUGGAAGUGGAAGUGGUAGUGGAAGUGGAAGUGGUAGCGGUAGUGGCAGCAGAAGCCGAAGUGGUAGUGGGAGUGCUAGUGCUAGUGGUACUGGUAGUGGCAGUGCAAGUAAGAACGGCAGCAGAGAUGGCUCCAGCGCAACCGGGUCAUCUGUGAGGUCUUCAGCAAGUCAAGGGGUGUCAGAGUCUAACGAAGAAAGCAGUGCGACAGAGUCCGGGACAGGAACUGCCAGCGACGCUGAAUCAGAGGCCGGCAGCGGCAGCGAGGGCUCCCAGUCAGGCAGCUCCCGCAAAAGUCGCUCUAAGGCCAGCGACUCAGAGGAUGCCAAGUCCUCUAGUGGCAGUCAGGCAACAGAGGCGAGCUCGCAGGGAAGGAGCAGCAAAAAGUCCAGGUCAUCAAGGGGCAGCCUCGGCUCCAUCACUACCCGCGGGUCCGUAGGCACCAUCGAAGAGGAGAGCGAGGGCGGAGGUUCCGAUGAAGAAGCCGAAUCCGAGGUCGGCGACGAGAGCAAGGAGGAGUCGGCCGGGGAGCUGAGUGACGCGGCGUCUUCCAGGAGGUCCAGCGUAGAUUCGGAUGGGCCCGGACCCUCCGCGCCUUACGUCGCCCCCAAGUACAGCACAGACAUGCGCAGCGCCACCUCUGACGAGAUGUAUGGAGGCCUGUCCCCCAUCACAGAGGUGGACGAAGAUGCCAUCACCACAUCUGCAAGUGGUUCAAGGCAGACAUCGGAUUCUGACUCUGAAGGGAACAACACUGCCUUCUAGAAGAGAGACACUGUGAUUUGUAAACCUGGGAGGAAUCAACGGAUUAAGCUAGUGGUGGACCAUCUAGAGCACAACACCAGCUCCACCACAGAAGAUAGCGGCACAGAGACCCAGCGUAACCAAAUCCCCAGCAUCCCCA